Molecule: messenger RNA, 2274 nt
Organism: Lentinula edodes (shiitake mushroom)
Lineage: Eukaryota; Fungi; Basidiomycota; Agaricomycetes; Agaricales; Omphalotaceae
Product: indigoidine synthase A-like protein
Exons: 10
Coding region: 1-2274 (757 amino acids)
Molecular function (GO): pseudouridylate synthase activity; kinase activity
Source: RefSeq, a predicted model, not a curated record
AUGUUAUUCAGAGCCACUAGUCGCACACUCUCCAAGCUCUCCAAUUUCUCAAGAGGAUAUCUGGAUUCCAGUCUUACGCGGGUUCUCGAUGUUCAUCCGGAAGUCCUUGACGCGCUAGCCUCGAAAAAGCCCGUAGUCGCCCUUGAAACCACUUUGGUGACUCAUGGGUUUCCGUAUCCAACAAACUAUGAUCUGUCAAAUUCGCUUGAAAGCAUAGUAAGAUCGACGGGGGCUAUCCCAGCUACAAUAGGAAUCAUCGAAGGGCGGAUCAAGAUAGGGCUAGAGAUGGCAGAAGUGGAGCGCUUGGCUAAUCCUGAAAAACCUGGCUCGGUCGUGAAGAUCUCUCGUCGUGAUAUUGCCCCCGCGGUAGCCUUGAGGUCUUCCGGAGGUACCACUAUCAGCGCGACGCUAAUUUUUGCUGCUUUGGCAGGAAUAAAGGUGUUUGCUACUGGAGGUUUAGGUGGCGUGCAUCGUGGAGGAGAAUCAUCCAUGGAUAUCUCUGCUGAUCUUCAAGAACUCGCCCGUUGUCCGGUAGGCCUUGUCUCCUCUGGUGCCAAGUCUAUUCUGGAUAUUGGUCGGACCUUGGAGUAUCUGGAAACACUCGGUGUUCCUGUCAUUUCUUACGGGCCCUCGAAAGAAUUCCCAGCUUUCUUCGCUCCAAGAAGUGGUUUUCAAGUCCCGUGGAAUACCCAUUCUCCAAACACUGCUGCCAACAUACUUCACACCCAGUCACAACUCAGGAUGAACAAUGGUGCUCUAUUUGCUGUGCCUAUACCGGGUAAGUUUGAAGCUGCCGGUGCAGAGAUUCAACUCGCUGUUGACCAAGCCGUGGCCGAGUCGGAGGCGAAUGGCAUCAGCAAACGAGGAAAAGAAGCUACUCCUUGGUUGCUGAAGCGUGUCAGUGAGCUUUCGAAAGGUUCCUCGCUCGCAUCAAACAUAGCUCUACUCGAAAACAACGUUCGAAUAGGCAAUGAUUAUGUGACCGUCGGUUUUUCUGCCACUUCCGAACAAUCUUCCCGACCACAACCAUUGGCUUCAAAAAAGGAGCCUCUUACUAUUGAGAAUGACCACGCAUCACUUCUCGUAUUCGGUGCUGCAGCAGUAGACAUCUCUGCAAAUGCGUUCGAAAUGGCUCCCAACUUUGCUUCAGGUUCGACUGUUCCGGGGACUAUUGCCGUUUCUCUCGGGGGAGUGGCUCGAAACAUCGCUGAAGCCUCACAUCGUGUUUCUCCAAAAGGCUCUGUCUUGUUGGUUGCCCCUAUUGGAAAUGACGCCUUCGGACAUCUGUUGACGGAAGGAACCGCGAAUUUUGGUAUGAGGACCGAUGGUCUGUUACUACAGAAGAAUCAACGAACGGCUGUCUGUAAUAUGAUCAUGGAUAGCCAUGGUGGGUUGACUACAGGGAUAGCAGAUAUGGCAAUACUCGAAAUUGAACAAUUUCAAACCGAAGCCAUUGGAAUGAUCAAGAGAGUGAAUCCCACUUUAGUCAUCAUCGAUGGCAACUGCUCGCCAGAGAUAAUUUCAACAGUCGUAAAAUUGUGCACUGAGCAAGGCAUCAAAGGUUCCGAGCCCACGUCAGUCGUGAAGUCCACACGGAUUCUACAAGCUGUCGAAAAUGUGUCUAGCUCUGCCUCACCCAUCGAUUUCAUUUCCCCAAACCUCAUUGAGCUGCGCGAAAUAUUUGAAUCUGCGAACGAAAAGAGUUUAUCUUCAAAGCCUGACUACUGGACAGCAUUGGAUAACUUCUCCUUGACAUCGCGCUAUAGAAUGGAUCUAGAGCACCUUUCUCGCGUCAAUGUCACUGACAAAGACCCUUCAAAAGGAACAUUGUCUUUCCUCUUAGACCAAGGGGCUGCGCAAAUGGCUGUUAGACUAUUACCCUUCUUCCGCCAUAUCGUUAUCAAAUGCGGCGACAAAGGCGUCUUGGUAGCGAUGAGACAGAGUCCGACCUCACAAUGGCGUUCAGAGCAAAGCAAUAUUCAAAGACAUCAAAUUGUAAAUCACAGUGAUUCAGACACAGUUGUUCUCUCCCACUUCUCCGCCUUACCCGUGGAAAGCUUGGCCAACGUUACUGGAGCGGGAGAUUCGUUUGUAGGGGCUCUCGCCAGCUGUUUAGUGAAGCGCCCAAAUGCUUUCGACAGCUCGGAGACUCUAACCCAAGCCAUUGGGAUUGCGCAACGUGCAGCUGCCCUCACUUUAGGCAGCCCAUAUGCAGUGUCUCCAGAACUCUCGAUAUUAGAAGAGGCGAUUAAAAAUCUACAAUAUCCACAAUAA